GCGUUAAUGGAUCGGGUAAAGAAUAUAUAUGUAGAGGCCAUUUAGAAGCUGUGAUGGCAUUAUGGUGUCUUCAAGACUCAUUGGAGGGACGGCCAAAGGUAUUGCUUAUUUGCAUGAAGAAUGUCAACAAAGAAUCAUUCACUAUGAUAUAAAGCCUGCAAAUGUACUCCUUGAUGCUAACUUUUUCCCUAAAGUUGCUGACUUUGGACUCGCAAAGUUCUGCAAUAGGGAUCUUACUCAUGUUUCAAACACUGGGUACAGGGGAACCCCUGGUUACUCUGCCCCAGAAUUCUUGUUGAAGAAUCAUCCCAUAACUUACAAAUGUGAUGUGUACAGUUUUGGAAUGGUGUUGUUUGAAAUUGUUGGGAGGAGAAGAAACACAAUUACAAGUUCAUCUGAAAGCCUUAAUUGGUUUCCUAAACAUGUAUGGGAAAAUUAUGAGAAAGGUGAAUUGGCUGAAAUGAUAAAGACUUGUGGGAUUGAAGAAAAGGAUAGAGGAAAAGCAGAGAGAAUGUCCAUGGUAGCAUUAUGGUGUGUUCAAGACUCACCCGAGGCAAGGCCACCAAUGAGUGCAGUAGUGAAAAUGCUAGAAGGAGGAGUGGACAUCAUGCCACCUCCUAAACCCUUUCAUUAUCUGUACUCAAUGGAAAUGAAUUUGCUCAAGCCUCCUGCAACUGCAACUGGUUCGGGUUUCUCCUCAAGUGAAGAUUCUAAUUCUUAUUGGUAUAAAGAGACCACACCUAUCAUGACCAAGUAUGAAAUACAAAUGGCUAGUUGUUGACCGUACUAAAACUUAAAUUUCAACAAGUCAAUGUCCAUUUUGUGAUUAUGUUUUUAUAUAAAGUUUCUUAUAUUCA
Messenger RNA from Rubroshorea leprosula, 857 nucleotides. The record is from the annotation of a GenBank genome assembly. NCBI's taxonomy places the organism in Eukaryota, Viridiplantae, Streptophyta, Magnoliopsida, Malvales, Dipterocarpaceae.